UCUUUUUCUCAAAGAAAACACAUUUUAAUGCAAAAUUCUUUUAUUCGAUAUUUUAUUCUUACUUUAUUCCAAAAAAAAUUGCAAAUGCAUGCACGUGAUUAUCACGUGAGAAUCUCUUUGUUCUUACCUCUUCUCCCUCUUUUGCUUUGUACCACGAGAGAAUCAAUAUCCUCUUCUGUAAUUAAAUUGCCAGUUUCCAGUGUUUUUAUACAAUUCAUCAUCUGAUCUGAGAAGUGUAUCCUUCGAUUUCCUUCAUUUUCUUCAGUCUCCUUUUCCAAUUUUAUCUCUCCUUUCCUUUCAAUUUCCUUUCUUUCUUCAGUCUCUUCUUCAAAUUUUAUCUCUAAUUUCUUUUCAACUUUUGCUGAAUCUAUGCUCUUUAAACUUUUAUGUCAAUCUUAUCUUGGAUUUGUCUUUAAUGGGUCAUUUAGAUAAUAUUACUAUUACAUGCCCAGAUUGGGAAAAGGCAUUAUGCAGCUAUCAUAAUGUUCUAUCCUCAGGUAUUGAAUCAUUGCAAGUAAAAGCCACAAUAAAGUUGGCUCAUUUAUCAAAAUAUGCACCUGAUGAUGUAUUAACUCGAACAGUACCAAUUCUUACUAAGCUUCUUGCUACCAGUAGUAGUAGUAGCAACUCGAAUAAUUCAAUUCAAGAAGCAGCUGCUUAUUGUUUAAGCAUAUUGCUUGUAAAAAAGAUGGGGUUUUUUGCAUCAGCUAUAGGCCAGUCUGGCAUUUUAGAUUCCAUAUUAAGUUGGUUGCCUCGGUCUAAUAAUAGUUUUAGAAGAGUCUUGAUAAAAUGUUUGUGGUGUCUUGUUAAUUUUGAUAGUGCUAAUCGUUUGAUCGUUGGUAGAAAUGGUGGGUUGGAGGUUAUUAUUGAUUUAUUGAAUUCUUGUAGUGAUGGUAAUAGGGUUUACUUGUUGGAGAUUCUGAGUGCAUUGACAUUGUUGAGAGAGGUUAGGAGGGUGGUUAUUAGAUUAGGAGGGCUUAGGUUUCUUGUUGAGGCAGUUAAGGAUGGUAGUCUGGUGUCAAGAGAAAGAGCUUGUCAAGCAGUAGGAUUACUUGGCGUUACACGGCGUGCUAGGUCUAUGCUUGUUGCGAUGGGAGCAAUACCUGCACUUGUUGAGUUACUUCAAAAUGGAGAUUGGAACACAAAACUGGUUGCCGGUAAUUCUUUAGGUGUGAUAUCAGCUCAUGUAGAUUUUAUUAGGCUUGUUGCUGAAGCUGGGGCUAUACCUUUAUAUGCUGAGCUUCUUCAAGGACCUGACCCUAUCGGCAAGGAGAUUGCAGAGGAUGUGUUCUGUAUAUUAGCUGUCGCCCAAGUGAAUGCAGUUACUAUUGCUGAACACUUGGUAAGAAUUUUAAGAGAAGGCGAUGAUGAAUCAAAAGUUGCAGCUUCUGAUAUCUUCUGGGAUCUAUCGGGUUACAAGCACUCAGUUUCAGUUGUUAGAAACUCAGGUGCAAUUCCAGUUUUAGUUGAGUUACUGAGGCAUGAGAAUAGUGACGUUAGGGAAAAGGUAUCAGGUGCUAUAGCUCAGUUGAGUUACAAUGAAGCAGAUCGAGCAGCACUUGCUGCUGCCAGAGCAGUUCCAAUUCUCAUUGAGUUAUUGCUUGAUGAGUCAGAGGAGCUAAAGGAGAAUGCUGCUGAGGCACUUGUGAACUUCGCCGAAGAUCCUCAGCAGCAUGCUCUGAUAUCUGAAGCAGUUGAUGUUCCUUCAUUCCAGAGUAUGCAAAACAGAAUGGUACAGCUUCGUGUUUCUGACGAGCAAAUGGUUAGAUCAUUGAGAAGGUUGAGCGUUGAGCAACUUACAUGGGACCCAGACCUCGCUUAAGCUUGUUUUGUGGUAUUUCUUUAAUUUUUCGUCCUUGUGAAAUGUGUACAUUGGAGUUACAUUAAGUGGCUUUUUUUAAGAUUUGCUGAUUGUGUUGUUUGAUCCUCUUUCAUUUGUCAUUAGGCUUGCAGAACUUUAUAGACAAUCUCGCAUACUGGCAGUAAAUGAUCUGUUUUUUUUCUUUUGCA
Messenger RNA from Ricinus communis (castor bean), 2010 nucleotides. Its product is annotated as U-box domain-containing protein 13. NCBI's taxonomy places the organism in Eukaryota, Viridiplantae, Streptophyta, Magnoliopsida, Malpighiales, Euphorbiaceae. Gene Ontology annotation, molecular function: protein binding. The transcript has a single exon. Bases 416 to 1822 code for a protein of 468 amino acids. The record is from RefSeq and is a predicted model, not a curated record.